CGCCGGGCGGGGACUCUGCAGACGUCGCCAUGGCUGGCAGUGCUCUUGGGCCUGCGCGCUCCCUGUUCGCCGCCCUUCUGGCGCCGGCGCUGGUGGCACUCCUGGUGUCGCCGGCCCGGGGCCGCGGGGGCCUGGACCACGGGGACUGGGACGUGGACCGGAGACUGCCUCCGCUGCCACCUCGCGAUGACGCGGCGCGCGUGGCCCGCUUCGUGACGCACGUCUCGGACUGGGGCUCGCUGGCCACUAUCUCCACGCUGGAGGAGGUGCGCGGCAGGUCCUUCGCGGACGUCAUCUCCCUCAGUGACGGUCCCCCGGGCGCGGGCAUCGGCGUGCCCUACAUGUACCUGAGCCCGAUGCAGCAACUAGUGAGCGACUUGCAGGAAAAUUCACAGGCUACACUGACACUGUCUUUGGCACAGACUGUCUUCUGUAGGAAACACGGAUUUGAUCCGCAGAGUCCCUUAUGUGUCCAUAUAAUGCUGUCGGGAACUGUGACCAAGGUGAACGAGAAAGAAGCGGACUAUGCCAAGAAUUCGUUAUUCCUGCGACACCCUGAGAUGAAAACGUGGCCCUCCAGCCAUAACUGGUUCUUUGCUAAGCUGAAUAUAACCAAUAUCUGGGUCUUGGACUACUUCGGUGGACCUAAAGUCGUGACACCUGAAGAAUAUUUUAAUGUCACAUUGCAGUGACGCAGGACAUGGUGACACCAGCGAGGAGUCUUGGAUGGCUCCUGCACACUUAAAGGGCUUGACUUGUCUGUACCUUCCCCGGGCUGACUCUGCCCCCUGCUGGCUGACUUGGUCGGCUUGCCUGUUUACACAAUGCUGGCGGUCCUAGACCUGAUCUCUUGUAAAGAUGAGGUUGCUGGAUUUAAAACAUGUUAUUUUGAAGCCAUUUUCAUAGAAAAAUGUCAUUCAUUAUAAUCAAGAAUUUUUUCCCAUCUA
This is a messenger RNA of Peromyscus eremicus (cactus mouse), 947 nucleotides long. It is a transcript of the gene Creg1, whose product is annotated as cellular repressor of E1A stimulated genes 1. Bases 30 to 692 code for a protein of 220 amino acids. NCBI's taxonomy places the organism in Eukaryota, Metazoa, Chordata, Mammalia, Rodentia, Cricetidae. The transcript has 4 exons. The record is from RefSeq and is a predicted model, not a curated record.